Messenger RNA from Capra hircus (goat), 3917 nucleotides. It is a transcript of the gene STRIP2, whose product is annotated as striatin interacting protein 2. Gene Ontology annotation, biological process: cytoskeleton organization. Lineage: Eukaryota; Metazoa; Chordata; Mammalia; Artiodactyla; Bovidae. The record is from RefSeq and is a predicted model, not a curated record. Gene Ontology annotation, cellular component: cytosol. The coding region runs from base 90 to 2594 and encodes 834 amino acids. The transcript is spliced from 21 exons.
CGGGGCCGGGCUGCCAGCGCGCGGCGGCGGCGGGGUCGCCCGGGGCAGAGAGCGCAGGGAGGCAAAGAGGGACUGCUGACUGGAGCGGCAUGGAGGACCCCUCGGCGCCCGGGGCUGGGAGCCCGCCAACCAAUGGCAACGGCAACGGCGGCGGGAAAGGGAAGCCGGCGGCGCCUAAGGGCCGGGAAGCAUUCAGAAGCCAACGGCGGGAGUCGGAGGGCUCUGUGGACUGCCCCACCCUGGAAUUUGAGUAUGGAGACGCAGAUGGGCACGCAGCAGAGUUGUCAGAAUUGUACAGCUACACCGAAAACCCAGAAUUUACCACUAACAGGAGGUGCUUUGAAGAGGAUUUCAAGACCCAAGUGCAGGGUGAGGAGUGGCUGGAGUUGGAGGAAGAUGCCCAGAAGGCCUAUGUGAUGGGACUCCUAGACCGGCUGGAGGUGGUCAGUAGGGAACGGAGACUGAAGGUGGCCCGAGCUGUUCUCUACCUGGCCCAAGGCACUUUUGGGGAAUGUGACUCAGAGGUCGAUGUGCUCCACUGGUCCAGGUACAACUGCUUCCUGCUCUAUCAGAUGGGGACCUUCUCAGCCUUCCUGGAGCUACUCCACAUGGAAAUCGACAACAGCCAGGCCUGUAGUAGUGCUCUUCGGAAGCCAGCCAUCUCCAUUGCUGACAGCACAGAACUCAGGGUGCUGCUGAAUGUCCUGUACCUAAUGGUGGAAAAUAUCCGCCUGGAGCGAGAGACAGACUCCUGUGGGUGGAGGACAGCCCGGGAGACCUUCCGCACCGAAUUGAGCUUCUCCACGCACAAUCAGGAGCCUUUUGCCCUUCUGCUUUUCUCUAUGGUCACCAAGUUCUGCAGUGGCCUGGCUCCGCACUUCCCCAUAAAGAAGGUCCUGCUUCUGCUCUGGAAAGUAGUCAUGUUUACCCUCGGUGGAUUUGAGCAUCUGCAGGCUCUCAAAGUACAGAAGCGGGCGGAACUGGGCCUGCCUCCACUGGCAGAGGACAGUAUCCAGGUGGUGAAGAGCAUGCGGGCUGCCUCCCCGCCCUCCUACACCCUCGACCUGGGGGAGUCUCAGCUGGCACCUCCACCCUCCAAACUGCGAGGCCGCCGUGGUUCUCGAAGGCAACUCCUUACUAAGCAGGACAGCUUGGACAUCUACAACGAAAGAGAUCUCUUUAAGACUGAAGAACCAGCCACAGAGGAGGAAGAGGAAUCUGCCAGCGAUGGAGAACGCACUUUGGAUGGAGAGUUAGACCUGCUAGAGCAGGACCCUCUAGUACCCCCUCCACCCUCACAGGCACCCCUCUCUGCUGAGCGCGUGGCCUUUCCCAAGGGCCUACCUUGGACCCCAAAGGUCAGACAGAAGGACAUUGAGCACUUCUUGGAGAUGAGUAGGAACAAGUUCAUCGGAUUCACUCUGGGGCAGGAUACAGAUACUUUGGUUGGAUUACCCAGGCCCAUCCACGAGAGUGUGAAGACCCUCAAGCAGCACAAGUACGUCUCCAUCGCAGAUGUUCAGAUCAAGAAUGAGGAGGAGCUGGAGAAGUGCCCCAUGUCUUUGGGGGAAGAGGUGGUACCAGAGACGCCAUGUGAAAUCCUCUACCAGGGCAUGCUGUAUAGCCUCCCCCAGUACAUGAUUGCUCUGCUUAAGAUUCUACUGGCUGCAGCCCCCACCUCCAAGGCUAAGACAGACUCUAUCAAUAUCCUGGCAGACGUCCUGCCUGAGGAGAUGCCCAUCACUGUUCUCCAAAGCAUGAAGCUGGGCAUCGAUGUGAACAGGCACAAGGAGAUCAUUGUAAAGAGCAUCUCUGCCCUGCUCCUGCUGCUCCUCAAACACUUCAAACUGAACCACAUCUACCAGUUUGAAUAUGUAUCACAACAUUUGGUAUUUGCCAACUGCAUCCCAUUGAUCCUGAAGUUCUUCAAUCAAAAUAUCUUGUCCUACAUCACUGCCAAAAACGGCAUCUCGGUCCUGGAUUACCCAUGCUGUACCAUCCAGGAUUUGCCGGAGCUUACUACAGAGAGCCUGGAAGCUGGAGACAACAACCAAUUCUGCUGGAGAAACCUCUUUUCCUGCAUCAAUCUCCUGAGGCUGCUCAAUAAACUGACCAAAUGGAAGCAUUCGAGAACCAUGAUGCUGGUAGUAUUUAAAUCUGCUCCAAUCUUAAAGCGGGCCCUCAAGGUCAAACAGGCCAUGCUGCAACUUUAUGUGCUGAAGCUGCUGAAAAUACAGACCAAGUACCUGGGGCGCCAGUGGAGGAAAAGCAACAUGAAAACCAUGUCAGCCAUUUAUCAGAAAGUACGCCACCGCAUGAAUGAUGACUGGGCUUACGGGAACGACAUUGAUGCCAGGCCAUGGGACUUCCAAGCGGAAGAAUGCACCUUGAGGGCCAAUAUUGAAGCUUUUAACAGCCGCCGGUAUGACAGACCCCAGGACUCUGAGUUUUCACCUGUGGAUAACUGCUUGCAGAGUGUGCUGGGGCAGAGGUUGGAUCUGCCUGAGGAUUUCCACUAUUCCUAUGAGCUCUGGCUGGAGAGAGAGGUGUUUUCACAGCCCAUCUGUUGGGAGGAGCUGCUCCAGAAUCACUGACUGAGCUCUUGUCAACAAGCAUCUGAUAGGUGGGGGUUGGCUCCAAUAAAUGGUGCUCUGCCAACCCUGCCAACUCAGCCUUUGUUUCCAGCCCUGGGAGUGCUUGUUCAGGGUAGAGCUGGCCUAGCCUUAGGACACCCAGCGUGGUUCAGGACUGAUCUGGGGACAGUUAGGCCUGGAGAUAGUAGAAGGCUGGGAUCUUGGGUGAUUUAAAAAAAACUGAUUUCCUUGCCCUGGGGUCACUUGGGUGCCCUUGAAAUCUCCUACUGGAUCAGUCCUGGCCAGGCUCUUAUGUGGGACCGCUCCCUCCUUUAGUCUUGCCUAGAACCAGGCUAGCCUCUACUGGCCCCAAGAGUGGGAAUAAGUUUAUUAUGGCAUUUAACUUAUAGCAUUCAUCAUAGGUAAUAGGAACUGCAGGUCAUAAUAGAGAGGACGUUUUCUUCUUGCUCACCCUGGAUUACCAGAGGGUUUGCAAACCUAACAUUAAAAUUAAGUCUGUAUUUUAAAAGUUAAAAUUUUGACACCUCUUUCUGAAAUUCGCUCUAAGAUGAUUUUUAGAGCACCUGCGUCUUCUCUGUGAAGGAUGAUGGUUUACUGUUACAUAAAUACUGCAUGUUAGAGAAAAGUAUAUCAUUUAAAGUGUUUUUUCUUUAUUCCUUUAGAGAUCUAUGUUCAAAGUGAAAUUUCUUUGUGUACUCUAUGUACGGCAUGGAGUGAUCUGCCACAAACCAAUAUGAAACAGUCAGGCCUCCUCCAAGGAUGUUUCAUGUGUUUCUGAAACCACUUCAGUCUUAAAAUGACUGAGUACAUUGCAGAAAAUUAUCCUUUUCACCCAGUUCAUUUUUAAAUGAUAAGUUAACUAUAGGAGGUUUUAUUUAUUGAGAUGACAUGUCCAUUAGUGCUCAUGAUCGAUUUACAGGAGGUUUUAUUUAUUGAGAUGACAUGUCCAUUAGUGCUCAUGAUUGAUUUAUUUUUUAAUGAAAUAGAACACCAAGAGCAUCACAGCUUACCAUUUUUCUUUUUCUCCUAUGUUGAUUAGUGAUUUUGUACCCCCCUUUUCAAAGUGUCCUGUGGAUAUUUAGCAAUUCUGUUUCUACCUAGAAGUAUUACACAUUUCUUUGAAAGUGUAAGGGUUCAUGUACCAACCUCUUUAAACUUCUCUCUCUUACAGCAGAAUCACAUGCUUCCCAACUGAAACAGUUUUUAGGAAAGUUUCUGAUUCAGUCAGGAUCAUCUUAUUUCUCUUCUGUCCUCAAAGUUAUGGCAUCUGUAGUUUCAAGCUUUUUUACUUUAAAUGCCGCCUCCCUGCAGCAAGGACACUAC